Choloepus didactylus (southern two-toed sloth) is the source of this 948-nucleotide messenger RNA. Its product is annotated as olfactory receptor 149-like. Gene Ontology annotation, cellular component: membrane. Gene Ontology annotation, biological process: G protein-coupled receptor signaling pathway. The record is from RefSeq and is a predicted model, not a curated record. Gene Ontology annotation, molecular function: olfactory receptor activity; G protein-coupled receptor activity. NCBI's taxonomy places the organism in Eukaryota, Metazoa, Chordata, Mammalia, Pilosa, Megalonychidae.
AUGAGGAAUCUCUCAGUGGUGACUGAAUUUAUCCUGCUGGGCAUCCCACACACAGAAGGUCUGGAGACCUUGCUCUUUGCCCUUUUUCUGUCCUUCUACAUCUUCACCCUCAUGGGGAACCUACUCAUUCUCCUGGCAAUUGUCUCCUCCACACGCCUUCACACUCCCAUGUACUUCUUCCUUUGCAAGCUGUCUGUGUGUGAUAUGUUUUUCUCUUCUGUGAGUUCCCCCAAGAUGCUGCUGUACCUCUCAGGGAACAGCCGAGCCAUCUCCUAUGCAGGCUGUGUGUCCCAGCUCUUCUUCUACCAUUUCUUGGGCUGCACUGAGUGUUUCCUGUACACAGUGAUGGCUUACGACCGCUUUGUUGCCAUAUGUUUCCCUCUGUGCUACACAAUUAUCAUGAGCCACAGAGUGUGUGCCCUCCUGGCUAUGGGGACCUCAUUUUUUGGCUGUAUUCAGGCCACCUUUCUAACCACGCUCACCUUCCAGUUGCCCUACUGUGGCCCCAGUGAGGUGGACUGUUUCUUCUGUGAUAUCCCAGUGAUGCUGAAGCUGGCUUGUGCAGACACGUCAGCCCUGGAGAUGGUGGGGUUCAUCAGUGUGGGUCUCAUGCCCCUCAGUUGCUUCCUUCUCAUCCUUACCUCCUACAGUCACAUUGUCUACUCCAUCCUGCAGAUCCGCUUGGCUGAGGGCUGCCGGCGUGCCUUCUCCACCUGCAGUGCCCACCUCACAGCCAUCCUCCUCUUCUAUAUGCCUGUGGUCCUCAUCUACCUAAGGCCAACCCCCAGUCCCUGGCUGGAUGCAACUGUUCAGAUCCUCAACAACCUGGUCACCCCCAUGCUGAACCCCUUGAUCUACAGCCUCAGGAAUAAGGAGGUGAAAUCAUCCUUGAGGAAGGUCCUACAUCACCUGGGCUUCCUUCCUGACCAGUUGCAGAGGGAGCAGUAG